AGGAAUAGUUUCAAAUGGAAUCCCAAGAUACUAAUCCAAAUUCUCAUUUCCAACAAUCUUUUGCCAAUCCUAACAUACAAUUCCAAUUUACAAAUCAUGUUAGCCAACUGAAUCCAUCAUCAUCCUCACAGCCCAACUUUUUGUAUGUUCCGUUAAAUGCCUCAUACAAUCCAUUUGCUAAUCAAUGACCUGGAAACCAAUAUUCAUUUCAAGAUCUAUUGAAAAGCCAUAACAACACUUUUGACAAUGUUCAAAACUUAGUUGGGUCUCAAUGUCUUAAUGAUAAUGGAAGCAAUACCCAAAACAACUCACAUACUUCUGUUGCCAACAAAAAUUAGACCAAAGUCGAAGAUAUAGCAUUGACGAAAGCAUGGCUGUAUCUAUCUGUUGAUUCCGAUGUUGGUAACAAUCAAAAGAAUACGCAAAUGUGGAAUCGUAUUUUAUUGCAUUGGAAGGAGAAUAUGGGGGCGAAUUGCAACAAUUCACGAAAUACAAACAGCUUAGGAUGUCGAUGGGGAAAAAUUCAAUCUGCUGUUAGCAAAUUUCACGGAAUUUAUGAGCGUCUAGAGAGGAUUCCUCAGAAUGGAUCCAAUAUGGAAGAUCUGAAAAGAGAAGCAAAGAGGGCAUAUGAAGAUAUCAACAAUAAAAAAAAGUUUAAAUUUGAGCAUUGUUGGGAAAUCAUGAGAAAGAACCCGAAAUGGUGUACCAAUCAACUUACAAAGACAAAUGGUUCAAACAAAUCGAAAGCAGAUAAUGUUAGCCAUCUGCCAACUGAUUUGCUGUUCGUUAAUCUUGCUGAUGAUACUUGUAUGGAUCCUCUUGGGAGUGAAACGCUGAAAAUGGAUGGUUUAGUGCGUCCUCAGGGAAGAAAGGCCAGUAAAGAUAAAAAACGAAAGCCAAAUGAUGAUAAGGGUGUUGUAGAGGUGUUAGGCAAGCUACAAUGCACUCUAGAAAUGCAUGUGAACAUCACUCGAGAAGAGCUGGAGCUGAAAAAAGAGCGAGAAGAAAAAGAGCAUGAGCUACGUGAGCAGGAUCUGACCAAACUAUCCCCAACCAUGCGAGAAACCUUUGAAAUGUACCGAGUUCAAAUAUUGAAGGAAUGGGAAAAUGACGGUUGCUUGAGCAGCAUAAAUCAGGUAAUUAUUUCUUAUCCCCUUUAUUUCUAUUCAAGUAUUGUGAAACAUACAUAUUGCCAUUUUCUUGUUUUAUUUCUUUAA
Messenger RNA from Striga asiatica, 1217 nucleotides. The record is from the annotation of a GenBank genome assembly. Lineage: Eukaryota; Viridiplantae; Streptophyta; Magnoliopsida; Lamiales; Orobanchaceae.